This is a messenger RNA of Solea senegalensis (Senegalese sole), 2362 nucleotides long. Its product is annotated as rab GDP dissociation inhibitor beta-like. Gene Ontology annotation, cellular component: cytoplasm. The coding region runs from base 123 to 1463 and encodes 446 amino acids. Lineage: Eukaryota; Metazoa; Chordata; Actinopteri; Pleuronectiformes; Soleidae. Gene Ontology annotation, molecular function: Rab GDP-dissociation inhibitor activity. The transcript has 10 exons. Gene Ontology annotation, biological process: protein transport; vesicle-mediated transport; small GTPase-mediated signal transduction. The record is from RefSeq and is a predicted model, not a curated record.
GCGCAGAAGCCCCGCCCACCGAGUCGCCUGACGCUGAGCUGCAGCCCCCUCUCAUUACUACUCCCGCAGAUCUCCAUUUUCUCUACAGACAAUUUGGAGCGUAGGCUAAAAGAUUUGAAAAAAUGGAUGAAGAAUACGACGUCAUCGUUCUGGGCACCGGGCUGACGGAAUGCAUUUUAUCAGGCAUCAUGUCUGUGAAUGGGAAGAAGGUCCUGCACAUGGACCGCAACUCCUACUAUGGAGCAGAGAGUGCAUCCAUCACACCGUUGGAUGAUCUCUACAAACGCUUUGGCGAGAGCUCACCUGAGGAGUCAAUGGGAAGAGGCCGGGAUUGGAAUGUGGACCUCAUUCCCAAAUUCCUCAUGGCCAAUGGUCAGUUGGUCCGCAUGUUGCUCAUCACACAGGUGACUCGCUACCUGGAUUUCAAAGUGAUUGAGGGCAGCUAUGUGUAUAAGGGAACAAAAAUCCACAAAGUCCCCUCCACUGAGUUUGAGGCACUGAAUUCUAGUCUGAUGGGGAUUUUUGAGAAACGGCGUUUCAAAAAAUUCCUUACCUUCAUCAGCGGUUAUGAUGAGAAAGACCCCAAAACCAUGGAAGGCGUCGACCCCCAAAAGACAACCAUGAAGGCUGUUUUCCAGAAGUUUAACCUUGAUCAGCAAGUCAUGGACUUUACAGGCCACUCUCUUGCCCUCUACCGCACAGAUGAUUACCUGGAUCAACCCUGCAUCGACACAAUUAACAGGAUAAAGCUUUACAGUGAGUCUCUGGCCAGAUAUGGCAAAAGUCCAUACCUUUAUCCACUCUACGGCCUGGGAGAACUGCCCCAAGGCUUUGCCAGGCUGAGUGCCAUCUAUGGUGGGACCUACAUGUUGAACAAGCCCAUUGAAGAGAUUGUGUAUGAGAAUGGGAAGGUGAUUGGAGUCAGGUCUGAGGGAGAGGUGGCCCGGUGCAAGCAACUGAUCUGCGACCCCAGUUAUGCCCCUGAUCGCUGCCAAAAAGUGGGCCAGGUGGUCAGAGCCAUCUGCCUCUUGGACCACACCAUUCCAAAUACUGAUGAUACCAACUCUUGUCAGAUCAUCAUCCCCCAGAGUCAGGUCCACCGGAAGCACGACAUCUACGUGUGUAUGGUCUCCUUUGCUCACAAUGUGGCCUCACAGGGGAAAUACAUCGCCAUUGUCAACACCACAGUGGAAACCAAAAAUCCUGAGGCUGAACUCAAGCCAGGCCUGGACCUGCUCGGGCCAAUUAAGAAGAAGUUUGUCACUGUUAGUGACCUGUAUGAACCCACUGACAGAGGCACUGAAAGCCAGAUUUUCAUCUCCCGCUCAUAUGAUGCCACGACUCACUUUGAGACCACCUGUGAUGACAUCAAGGACAUCUACAGCAGGAUGACGGGCUCAGACUUUGACUUUGGAGAGAUGGAGCGCAAGAAAAACGACAUCUUCGGUGACGCUGCGCAAUAGAGAUGAAGCAACACAGCACAACAAUUCUGAUUAUCAAAAACGCCGCAGACAAUGGAAAUCCCACAGGAAAUCGAAAUCUUAAACAAAAUGUACUCAUCCAUGUAUUGGCUGAUUAUUCAAGUACAUGAUUAGCCCCUUUUUGAGGAAAUCGAUAUAGAAGCGAUAUGAGAUAGUGUUGUUGAAUUAGGUCCAGGUCAAAUCAAAAUUUUUAACUUGACGUAUUUACGGCUUCAUCAUGUUAAGAUGAUGUUUAGUCCAAAGAUGCCAAAUGAAAUAACUUAGAAUUACUAGUAUAUUUCAAAGUGGGUAUGUAUGUGGGAGGGGAAACCCAAUAUUUGUAUCACUGUGUAAAAGGUGUUUGGAAGAACCCACACUAUCUGCAUUUAAGUUAUUUGUUUUCCUCAUCAGGGUGUGAAAGAAAGUGGCUUGGUGCGUCUGAAUAAAAUCCUGUAUCUUACAGAUACUAUGAUGUGAACACAUCCAGGCCUCUGACGUGACACCACAGUCAUUAACUUUGAUGGAGAAAUUUUGUAAAAAUCAAUUGGGUUUAUGAAUGUGUGAGAGCUUGGUAUCGUAUUGUCUUGACCCUCUAUUUUGUCUCAUCCACAGCACAGCCUGACAUUUUACUGUAAACUACCCGAAACUUCAGUUGUUAUAAUGCAGAAGUGGAUAUGUAUUAGUUAUUGUAUUAUGCAAAAAUUAUGGAAGUACCCGGUGCAUUGAGAGCGGAGUGAUGGGCAGUGAAGUUGUUAGACUGUAAUUUGCUUCAGAAGGACCAAAAUGUGCACUGCAGUAGUAUUGAAUUGAUGAGAGUCCAGUGAUGUCUAACUUUUCAGCUUGUGGCUCAAAUGAUUUCUGUACUGCAAAGUAAAAAAAGUCAAAAAAAAAAUGCUGUUUGA